This is a messenger RNA of Penaeus vannamei (Pacific white shrimp), 473 nucleotides long. NCBI's taxonomy places the organism in Eukaryota, Metazoa, Arthropoda, Malacostraca, Decapoda, Penaeidae. The record is from RefSeq and is a predicted model, not a curated record.
AACCAGUACGUGCUUUUGUGUCUCUGUCUACGCCUUUCUCUUUAGCUUUAGGGGGUUCCACGAUGCUUCGUUUCGUUUUGCUCGCUCUCCUCUUCGCUGCGGCGACGGCGCAGCAGGUGGCUCCGUGCAGGUGCGGCGCCUUCGUCACCACCGACGGUGGCGAGCUCAUGCUGUAUGAGCUUCCCCCUGUGGAAGUGCACAGCUGCGACCAGAGCCAUCCUUGCCAGUCCCGCUGCGUCCAGGAGUUCGAAAUGCUGUCUGGAGGCGGCGACUUGGACUUCGUCACUUCCACCAACGCGACUGUUGGCCAGGUGCUGUGCGAGGCGGCGGGGGUGGCCGUCGCUAACGAAAACGUGUACGCCUACUAUGAGCUCUGCGACGGCCCCUGGGAGCUUACUGGAGUCUCGACGCAGCAGCCCCUCUGCUGCACCGACGCCGCCGAGUACGUCCCCUGCUAAACGUGGACAACAGCA